AUGGCCAAAGAUUUGAUCCAAAGUGAAGGCGACAAAAAGCUUCGAAAAUAAUAAUUAAAAAAGGAUAUAUUUUUCAAUAAUUCAUGCAAAGGACAAAAACGAUUUGGUAGUGUUCUGUAUUUUAGAAAACAGAAAAUGAUGGAAAAGGAGCAAAGCAUAAAUUACCUAGCGCAUUAACACCAUAAUUUGAGGGUAGUGUUUAACUUGAGACAGCUUUACAGCAAUGGAAACAAAAGUGCAGAGCACAGAUAUGUUAUAUUCUUUACCAGUUGAGAAUGUCCAAGCUCUUGCAUCCAAGAACCUCAACAGAAUCCCAUCCAGAUACAUCAGACCAGAGGUCGAAUUCGAUGUAGUUUCCAUAGAUGAAUCCCAGCAGAUUCCUGUAAUUGACAUGAGCAAACUAGACCAUCAUGAUGAACAGAAAAAACUCCACCAGGCUUGCAAAGACUGGGGUUUCUUCCAGUUAAUCAACCAUGGGGUAGCAGAUGAAGUGAUUGAGAAAAUGAAGACCGAUACACAGGAGUUCUUCAACUUGCCCUUGGAGGAGAAAAUGGCUUAUGCAAAGAUACCAAAUUACCUUGAAGGGUACGGUCAAGCUUUCGUUCUUUCAGAAGACCAGAAGCUUGAUUGGGGUGACAUGCUCUUCCUUUUUGGCCUGCCUGUGUCCACAAGAGAUCCGAGAUUCCGGCCGACCAACCCCCCUUCAUUCGGAGCAAGUUUUGAUAAGUACUCAAUGGAGUUGCAUAAGGUUAUGAUUCAUCUAAUGAAGCUGAUGGCCAAUAACCUGGGGACUGAUCCCGAGAUGCUUGCAAGCUUUUUUGAGGAUGGAAUACAAGGAAUAAGGAUGAACUAUUAUCCACCCUGUGCAGAGGCAAGCAAGGUAUAUGGUCUAGCACCACACUCAGACGCUACAGGCUUAACGCUCUUGCUUCAAGUGAAUGAAGUUGAAGGAUUACAAAUCAAGAGAAAUGAGAAAUGGGUGCCUGUUAAACCCAUCCCUGCCUCAUUUAUCAUCAAUAUUGGAGACAUGAUGGAGAUUAUGAGCAAUGGAGAAUAUAAAAGCAUAGAACACAGAGCUGUGGUUAAUCCGGAAAAAGAGCGGCUGUCAAUUGCAGCAUUUCACAAUCCAAAAAGAUGUACCCAGAUUGGUCCUUUGCCAGAUCUUACGAAGACCAACAAGGCACUUUAUAAGACUGUAUCAUUUCAGGAGUUCAUGGAACUGAAGAUGAGCAGCAAGCUUGAUGGGAAAUUUAUGGUGAAGAAAUUGAAGCUCUAGUUUAAAUUCUUAGUUGACUGUAUCAACUCUUUCGCUUUAAUGGAUUCAUCUUGGUCCAAGGGAAAUUAAUCGCUUAUGUUUCUCAAAAUAAGUUAUCUUUUGACAGUGAUAUAUUAGAAACUAGAGGCAGCAGUGAAGUUCAAUAUA
Molecule: messenger RNA, 1423 nt
Organism: Gossypium raimondii (Peruvian cotton)
Lineage: Eukaryota; Viridiplantae; Streptophyta; Magnoliopsida; Malvales; Malvaceae
Product: S-norcoclaurine synthase 1
Exons: 4
Coding region: 224-1276 (350 amino acids)
Source: RefSeq, a predicted model, not a curated record